AUGUCGGACGCCGACUUCGAUACUGUGCGGCGCCUGCAGGCAGAGCGCAAUGCUCAGGCAGCCGGCAAGAAAGGUUCAAAGACCUUCGAUCCAUCCACUCAACGCACUGACUCAUCCACCAAGGCGUCUUUGACUGAAAGUUUUGAUACCAUUCUCUACGACCGCGAUGGCGCCGACAAGUUCGCGGGUUAUCACACUUCUCUCCCCACCGAUGGCGAAGACGAUGAGAUGCCAGAUGCAGACAGCAGUCGGAGACUUGUCGGGCAGUAUACAGCGACAAAGGAUCAAAUGAACGAGUUCGCAGCGGGAAAUGGUGUGGAGGAAGAGGAUAUUCUACUUGGGCGUGAGAAAUCUGCCAGAAUAGCAGAUCGUGAAACUGAUUACCAGAAGCGAAGAUUUGAUCGUGGCCCUUUGACCCCUACACGAGCCGAUCCCUUUGCUGCAAACAAGCACGCGGGCGUCACUGAAGGUGCUACCUACCGCGAGGUCAUGCAAUUGCAGGAUCUUGAACGCGAGGAGGAACGGAUCAAGAAACUCAUUGCCGAAAAGCAGUCAAAUGGUGAUGCCGUCGAGCACAAACCAACACUCAAGGAAGAAUCGGACAAGGAGAAUGCGGACGCGGGGUCCACUGUCGAGGCAACGGGACGCAAGCGUAAGAAGAGAUGGGACGUUUCCAGCGAGGCUACUCCUGCUCCUGAGGGCGCCGAGGUGAAAAAGCGUUCUCGAUGGGAUCAGGCUCCAGCCCCGGACGGAGCACCAGCGCCAACAAAACGCUCCCGAUGGGAUCAGGCGCCUGCACUUCCAUCAGCGACUCCCCUGGGCAAUGCCGGACUUGCCACUCCAAUGCACCCCUCACAAAUGGCACAGGUAGGCUUCGGGACAGACAUCACUGGAAGAAACGCUCCUUGGUCAGAUGAAGAACUCGAUAUGAUGCUUCCUACUGAGGGUUACACCGUACUCGAACCACCUCCCGGAUAUGCCCCAAUCCGACCUGUCGCCAGAAAAGUCGUUGCCACUCCCGCCACGAGCGCCUCAGCCGGCAUAGGCGGCUUCAUGAUGCAAGAGCCAGAGAACCCCAGAAUUUUGGGCAAGCAACUUCCCACUGAAAUUCCCGGUGUGGGUGACCUUCAAUUUUUCAAGGCUGAGGACAUGACCUAUUUCGGCAAACUCGUCGAUGGUGCUGAUGAAAAUGCCAUGUCAGUCGAAGAGCUGAAAGAGAGAAAAAUCAUGCGCCUGCUGCUCAAAGUCAAGAACGGCACUCCGCCAAUGCGUAAGACUGCCCUCCGACAAUUGACUGACAAUGCGCGUCAGUUUGGAGCUGGGCCCUUGUUCAACCAGAUUUUGCCCUUGUUGAUGGAAAAGUCCUUGGAAGACCAGGAACGCCAUCUACUCGUCAAGGUUAUCGACCGUGUUCUUUACAAACUCGAUGACCUGAUCAGGCCCUACGUGCACAAGAUCUUGGUCGUGAUUGAACCUCUUCUUAUCGAUCAGGAUUAUUACGCUCGUGUGGAAGGACGGGAAAUUAUCUCCAAUCUGGCAAAAGCUGCUGGCCUGGCUCAUAUGAUCAGUACAAUGCGCCCGGAUAUCGACCAUGUGGACGAAUACGUCCGUAACACCACAGCCAGGGCGUUCGCUGUGGUGGCUUCAGCAUUGGGGAUUCCAGCACUCCUGCCGUUCCUACGUGCAGUCUGUCGAAGCAAGAAGUCAUGGCAAGCGAGACACACAGGGGUCAAGAUCGUGCAGCAAAUCCCCAUUUUGAUGGGUUGCGCGGUGUUGCCUCAUCUCAAAGGCUUGGUCGACUGUAUUGCCGACAAUCUAAGUGACGAACAAGCAAAGGUGAGGACGGUUACUUCACUGGCAAUCGCUGCACUUGCCGAGGCCGCCAAUCCAUAUGGUAUCGAGAGCUUCGACGAUAUUCUCAAUCCUCUCUGGACGGGCGCGAGAAAGCAACGAGGCAAAGGGCUUGCUGGCUUCUUGAAAGCCGUGGGCUACAUCAUUCCUCUCAUGGACGAGGAGUAUGCAAACUAUUACACCAGCCAGAUUAUGGAAAUUUUACUUCGAGAGUUCGCCUCGCCGGACGAAGAAAUGAAGAAAGUCGUGCUGAAAGUUGUUUCUCAGUGCGCGAGCACCGACGGUGUCACCGCUGCAUAUCUGAAGGAACACGUGCUACAAGAAUUUUUCAAGAGUUUCUGGGUCCGCCGAAUGGCACUUGAUAAGAGAAAUUACCGUCAAGUCGUGGAGACGACGGUUGAUCUCGGUCAGAAAGUCGGUGUCAGCGAGAUUGUCGAGCGAAUCGUCAAUAAUCUGAAAGACGAAAGCGAGGCUUACCGCAAGAUGACUGUGGAAACUAUUGAAAAGGUCAUCGCCUCUCUCGGCGCUGCGGAUAUCGGUGAACGACUCGAAGAGCGGCUCGUGGACGGCAUCCUCCACGCUUUCCAAGAGCAAAGUAUCGAGGAUAUUGUCAUGCUGAACGGCUUCGGAACAGUCGUCAACGCUCUAGGCACGCGAUGCAAACCUUACCUCCCACAGAUUGUCAGCACAAUUCUCUGGCGAUUGAAUAACAAAUCUGCCACUGUUCGCCAGCAAGCCGCAGACCUCAUUUCGCGUAUUGCAAUGGUCAUGAGGCAGUGUGGCGAAGAUGCUCUGAUGGGUAAGCUUGGUGUCGUCCUCUACGAGUACCUCGGCGAGGAGUAUCCCGAAGUCUUAGGAUCCAUCCUGGGUGCCCUCCGGUCCAUUGUCACCGUGGUGGGAAUAAACCAAAUGCAGCCACCGAUCAAGGACCUGCUACCGCGGCUAACCCCCAUUCUGCGCAACCGCCACGAAAAGGUCCAGGAAAAUACCAUUGAUCUCGUGGGACGUAUUGCGGAUCGAGGCCCUGAAUCUGUCAAUGCAAGAGAGUGGAUGCGUAUCUGCUUUGAACUUUUGGAUAUGCUGAAAGCACACAAGAAGGGUAUUCGUCGAGCCGCCAACAACACGUUCGGAUUUAUCGCAAAAGCAAUUGGUCCGCAGGAUGUUCUCGCGACCCUACUCAACAAUCUGCGUGUCCAAGAGCGGCAGUCCCGCGUGUGCACAGCAGUGGCUAUCGGAAUUGUUGCUGAAACAUGCGCUCCAUUCACGGUGCUACCGGCCUUGAUGAAUGAAUACCGCGUCCCUGAACUAAAUGUGCAGAACGGCGUGCUGAAAUCCCUGAGUUUUCUCUUCGAAUAUAUCGGCGAAAUGGCCAAGGACUAUGUCUAUGCCGUGACACCCUUACUGGAGGAUGCGCUUAUUGACCGGGACCAAGUCCACCGACAGACGGCCGCCAGUGUCGUCAAACAUGUCGCUCUAGGUGUUAUGGGUCUCGGGUGUGAAGACGCCAUGGUGCAUCUCCUCAACCUUCUCUACCCCAACUUAUUCGAGACGUCGCCUCAUGUCAUUGACAGGAUCAUCGAGGCCAUCGAGGCAAUAAGAAUGGCAGUUGGUACUGGCAUUGUGAUGAACUACGUGUGGGCAGGACUGUUCCACCCGGCGAGGAAAGUUCGCACUCCAUACUGGAGACUCUACAACGAUGCGUACGUUCACAGCGCCGAUGCGAUGGUGCCGUACUAUCCAAACUUGAAGGAGGAUGGGUUGCCUAGGGACGAGCUGUAUAUCAUGGUAUGA
Messenger RNA from Fonsecaea erecta, 3642 nucleotides. RefSeq lists its product as hypothetical. Gene Ontology annotation, cellular component: U2-type prespliceosome; U2 snRNP; catalytic step 2 spliceosome. NCBI's taxonomy places the organism in Eukaryota, Fungi, Ascomycota, Eurotiomycetes, Chaetothyriales, Herpotrichiellaceae. Gene Ontology annotation, molecular function: mRNA binding. Gene Ontology annotation, biological process: spliceosomal complex assembly. The record is from RefSeq and is a predicted model, not a curated record. Bases 1 to 3642 code for a protein of 1213 amino acids. The transcript has 2 exons.